Gallus gallus (chicken) is the source of this 4881-nucleotide messenger RNA. It is a transcript of the gene C12orf75, whose product is annotated as chromosome 12 open reading frame 75. Lineage: Eukaryota; Metazoa; Chordata; Aves; Galliformes; Phasianidae. The transcript is spliced from 6 exons. The coding region runs from base 234 to 587 and encodes 117 amino acids. The record is from RefSeq and is a predicted model, not a curated record.
AAACUCAUCUUGCAUGUUUCUCUGUGCUUCUAGUAUCAGUGGUAACAGUCAAUCUGUAGCUCUUUCCAAUCCAGUGGGUCCCAAUGGCAACCCAGUGGCAGACAGAAGCCUCUUCUGUCAGAAGAGAAACACUGAAAGCAACCAUCUGAGGAAGCAGCAGUGGCUCUGCCGCCUCGCCCUGUGCCACCCCAGCGGAUGAGGGGCGUCCCGGAGCUGCGAAAGGGGUAUCGAGGAUGGGCGGGAAGGUGCCACAGGGACUACUAAAGAUGCAGCAGAAGAAUCUGUAUCAGAUGAUGACAAAAGGAGGAACUAUGGCGGUGUGUAUGUUGGUCUGCCAUCGGAUGCGGCUGCCAUGGUUUCCGGUCAGACGAAAGCUGCACCAAAAGAAGGAAAUAAACACAUCAAGAUCCAAACAGCCGGAGCAAUUUUCUGCAAAGACCAGUUGCCAGUACUUUAGAGAGAGUUGUCUUUCUGCUGAAGAUUUUUAUAUUUACGUAGCCUUCCAGAGAGCAAGACAGAUCAGAGCACCAAAAAACCUAAACUGUUGCAAGUUCCAACUACGGGUAAAGCUUAAAGUACAACGUUGAAUCUGUUUGCUAUGAUGAUUGCGUUAUGGAAACCUCCUGCUGUUCUCCAGAGGAAAAUGAAAUUAAUGAACUCAUGGUGGAUGUUUCUGCACAAGAGCUAACUUUGAUGAUCUGCAAGUUAUUACUCUGUGGCCAUAUUGCAGAUUUCAUCAUCUAUCAGCUACGCUUCGUAUAUUUUCUCCAAAAAUUUUUAAUAGAUUUUGUAUAGGAAAUCAUGAUUACUGUCCACUUAAUAGUUCCUAUGGUAGAUUAUUAUAAAUUAAUUGUUAAUUUACUUCAGAGUAAUAUAUUUAACAGAUUUGCAUCUUUUUGGUAAUAUUGCAAAUUUUACUAUUUUUGCUGUGAAAACUUACUAGGAUGAAAUAGGCAAAAGACCAUUGGGCUGUUUAUAAUUACUAUCAUCACUUUUAUAUGUUGAAACAAAUACUAGCGUUUAAUUUUCACCUUUUAAAAAUACAUUGCUCAAGGAAAUUUGUUUAAAUAAGGACAGUGUAUCUCAUCGUAAUAUGUGUGUCUGUUUUCAUUUUCUUCAGCUUUAUCUCUUUUAUAAAGCAUUACAUGAAAAAAAAAUAUGAAUGAACUAUUAUGUUAUGUUUUCCAUUCUAUGUGUUAUUACAAUGGCAUUUUCUUGGGUAAGGGUGAAGUGAUGGUAUUGUCAGAGAUAGCUGGACUGAAAUCCAAUGUUGCGUCCUCUUGAGAUGUAGUGAGUUUGAUCACUAUUUCAGCUUUGUGUCUUCAACGUAUCUCCUAUCAUCUCAAGUAACAGAAUCGGUGUUAUUUCAGCAUAUUGAUAUAUGAAGUUAUGGGUAGGGGGGUUUAAAAUUCAUUACAUUUAUAACAUCUGGAGGUUUUUCACAAAACAGAAAUCAAGUGAGAUGGUACAUUUCCAUAUGGCUGAACAAGUAUUAUAGUUAUUAAAACUUUUUGCAUAAUUUGGUACUCAAACUUAUUAAAAAAGACACAAUGUUACACUCUUAAAAAGAAAUCCACACCACAUUCAUGAAAUCCCUGCCCAUUUCACCAAUAUCUAUUAAGAGCAAUAAGCAAUUAUUGACCAUGACUUCUUGCAGCUUCAGCUUUAAAACAAGCAGUAGUUUAGUUAGUGUGAAGUCUGUAAAGAGAAGUAUAUAAAAAUACUUCUUGCUUGCCACCUGUUAAGUGCUUGUGGCAAUACUUAUUUCUGUUCUCAAGAACUCUGCUGCUUUGCUUAUCAAUGCUUUCAAACUUCCAGGUCCUAAAGACAAAUAUACAGUUCAUACUUGACCCCUUCAACCUAGAACCAAGAUGAAAUAACUUGAAGAUUAAGAGUUGGUGUUAAAAUAUCUCAUUAUGAAUGAAUGAAUGUAAAUUGCGUCUGCAGACCCCUGUUCUUACAAGCCAAGCUGAUGAGAACUCAAAUAGUGUUGGGUAAUAAAUGUGCAGUUUUGCUUCCUGCCACCUUACCAUAGCUUAAGGAUAUAGUUUCCACAUCACAUGCUCCACAAACAAUCUAAAUGGCUUGAACAGCACAAGUUUAUUUAGCAGAGAACAGCAAGGUCCAUGUCUGAAUUAACCAUGAUUGCCUUUCCCAAAGGAAAGUAAACAACAAAGCAAACAAAAAAAUCCCCCGAAAAACCAAGAAGAAGCCAGUCAUCCUAGGAUACAUCAUAGUUCAGUUAGAAAAGCCAGUGAUAGACACCAGUAAUCUCUCCUUCCCUUGCUGGGAAGAAUCAUUGAAAAAAUGGACCAGGCUAUAUUCAAACAGCUCUUGUUCUGCUACUGACAUCUGAAUCCCCUUGUAUGGAUUGAGAACAAAAUAAAGCGGUCUUGAAGAAUAACUCCCAGGAGCUGAUGGUGGGACAGAUGAAGGAGUUGAAACUUGUUGGCAGUUGAAACUUUUUCUUGUUUUACGUCAUCACCUGAUUUUUCUUGUGCAAAGUUACAAAGAGCUGAGCAUGCUGCAGAAUUGCACUGAUAAUGAUUAAUCCUCUGAAUGUGUGGGAGGUAUGGUGGUUUCUUUCUUAAUGUUUUUGUUCCUCUGCAUCUUUUCACCACAAAAGCUUACCGUCAACUGACAUAUGUUUCAUUAUCAUCUACUACCGAAACCUCGGUAGUAGAUCUACAUUCAUAUAUGCCAUGCACGGCUGUUCUUGUCAAACUGGAGAGCUAAGGCCAUGGCCUUGCCUUAGAUUUGCAAACUCUUGUCUUUUGUUUUCCCAAGGACCCAGAGAUGUAGAAACAUUAUGACAGUGCACUGUAUUCUGUCUUGGCCAAAUUCCACUUAGGGAACUAAUUGUCCACUCAUAUAAAUUCCUCUUUGGUGAGCAGCAUUUCCUAAGCCUUUGUUAAUAAAAGCACAUGACAUUUCUUGGAGAAAUGAGCAUAGUCUUUCAAAACUUACAAUCUAUGGAUUUUUCUGUAAGGAGGAGGAACAUAAAAAAAACCCUAUAUGCCAGCUGACAGCUGCGUUUUUGAUGGCACCCUUGGAAGAUAUUUAGGCUCUCAUUGAUGGUUCAGUGUGAGAAUUACAAACAGAAAACAAGAAGCCAUUGAAUGGCAGAGUUGUUACUAUUAAGGAAUAUACUUUGGUUUUGUCAAAACUUCUUGAAUUAUCAUUUGUAAAGAAGGAACAUUUAAAUGCUGGGCUGUAAUGCUAUUUCAUGUUGUCACUCUCCAGCCAGUGCUGAGGAAGUAUCUUCGCACUCUGAAAGUAUUUUAGCAAAGAUGGUGGAUUCAGGCUUCAUAAUCCAAGAAUCUCCAAUUUGGGCUUCUUUCAGAGCCCAGAAAUGUUAUUCUGGAAGUCACAUAGCUCAGACAAUUGAAUCUUAAAAAACUCUAGGCCACCUAAGCAUAGGUUUGGAACUACAGUUUGCCAUUGCUGAAAAACAGCUCUGCUUUCUUCUCGGGUGCUAAUUUUUGUCUCGUUGCACAAACUGUUCCACCUAGAAGACAGCUGGCCCUUUGAAUUACACAAAUGGAACAGUUCAUUUAUUUUGCUUUCUUCUGACUGCAGAACCUGGAGCUUAGUUGUGAGGACUCAGCUUCUCAGUCUCUGGGUGGCCCAGGUAGAGAUACUGUCCAUCUUGUGUGUACCAUCCACACUGCAGUGCAGUUCAGAGGAUGCAACAUAGCUCUGAACUUCUGUGUUGCUCAAGCAUUAAGUCCAUCACUAAGAAGGUUGUGGACACCCUGGUAAAGCCCACUAUAAAAUGUGAUAUAGAGGACAUUGUUCACUAGGGGCAAAGUCCUCUCAUAGUGGAGGCCACAUGGGGCUGAAACUGCAGAACAUAAAGGGGGAGUUUGUUACUACUGAACGCAAGCACAAAGCACUGAUUUACUUGAUUUCAUCCUACAUCUCUAGCAAAGGAAUCUGCUGUAUCUGAGUAUGGUUGAAAUGGCAUCAGUUUUUUUAGUAACGCACUGGCAUAUUGUUCUCUGUCACCCACAUGAGUCUAGUGAUUCUCAAUAAUCAUGCUUCCCAAGCAGUCGGUGAGUCACUAUUAAUGUGUUUUCUGCAAAGAAGACCUCUGUUUGGUUCCCAUGGUGAUCAGAAGUGACGAUUAUUACAGACUGCUACUACAGUUCCUCUAGUGCAUGUACCCAUUAAAGAAGCUCUUAUCUGGUUAUAGUUCCUUGGAGUUUUGCAGUACAUUGUCAUCAUUUCCUAUUGACAGUAAUUUGAACACUUGAAGUGAAUUGGCUUUGUAGAGAACUUGCUGGAGGAGGGUGAUUUGUGGAAUAUUUUUGUUUUGCAAUGGAUUUAUAAACAGACCAAGAAAAUAACUGUUCUGUAAACUUUCCACAAAGCAAAGGUGUACCAGUAUUGCAGGAAACCUUUUGAGACUGGGCUAAAUGCUUCAACCCAUUUUAACAACAAACUUUCACAGAACUUAAAGUAAUCAUAGUGAGAGCAAUUUUGUUUUACCCAAUCUAGCAAUUUUUGCUGUAAUGUUUGAUUCAAACAUAGGAGUAUUUACCAGACAGCAGAAACCUGCUUCUGAGUGCUUAGAAUGGCUACCACCCAUGCUGUAGGAAUCAAAUACCUAUAGGUGAAGAUAGGACACUGCUGGUGAAACAGAUCUUUCCAGGAAGUAGUGAAGCUUCUUAAACUAAGACUCAUGAGCUUAAGCCUGCUGAGAAAAGAAUAAGAAAGAUAACAUGGGACGGAACCUGGAUGAAAUGGACUUAGAGUACCAGAAAGGAGGAAAUGUGUGGAAGAAAGAGGAUCAUAUUGUGAUUAUGCUGUAAAGACAGAUUGAGAAGGAAGCCAGUAACUUAAAAUUAUGUAAAAUAAAGGAAAUAGUUUAAUUAAGUA